AUGGCAGUAGGACAGCUCUCGCAAAAUGAGCUCAAUGAGAUAUACGCCUUUGCGGUGGACCUAGGCCGCAAAGCGGGUGAUCUGCUCAUGGAGCGUGUUGAGCAGCGCAUUUCUGGCGGCGAGGGUGACUCGCAUAAAUUCGAAGAAAAGGAUAAUGCGGUCGAUAUCGUGACUCAGACGGACGAAGGUGAGCAGCCGAGCUCGAAGAAUGAUACCAAAUCGGAUCUUAGAUGGCGAACUGACUUCUUGCCAGACGUGGAAGUAUUCAUUCGAAACGCCAUUCAGAGCAAAUACCCGUCGCACCAAUUCCUUGGCGAAGAGACCUAUGCCAAAGGCCAGUCGCGAGACUACCUGAUCGACGAGCAACCGACAUGGUGCAUCGACCCUCUUGAUGGAACGGUCAACUACACACACCUCUUUCCAAUGUUCUGCAUCUCCAUCGGCUUCAUCGUAGCGCACCGCCCCGUCAUCGGCGUAAUCUACGCCCCCUUCACAGACCAGCUUUUCUCCGCCUGCAGCGGGCGCGGCGCCUGGCUGAAUGAGAAGCGCCGCCUCCCCCUCGUGCGCAACCCGAUCCCGCCCAUGCCGGCCAAUGCGCCGUCACAAUGUAUUUUCUCCUGCGAGUGGGGCAAGGAUCGGCGCGACAUUCCAGAUGGUAACAUGCAUCGUAAGAUUGAGAGCUUUGUCAAUAUGGCGGCGGAGAUCGGGGGGAGAGAUGGGAAGGGUGGCAUGGUACAUGGGAUGCGGAGUUUGGGGAGUGCGACGCUUGAUUUGGCGUAUGUGGCUAUGGGGACUUUUGAUAUCUGGUGGGAGGGGGGUUGUUGGGAAUGGGAUGUCGCUGCUGGAAUUGCUAUUCUGCUUGAAGCGGGCGGUCUCGUUACGACGGCGAACCCGCCAGAGAACCCGGACACGGCAGAGAUAGAAGAUGUCCGGCUCGGAAGCCGACUAUAUCUAGCCAUAAGACCCGCUGGUCCAUCGACUACCGAAACCGGCCGCGAGUCGCAGGAGCGCACCGUCCGGGAAGUCUGGCGGCGGGUCCGCCAACUGUCAUACGCGCGACCGGGCGCAUAG
This is a messenger RNA of Penicillium canariense, 1071 nucleotides long. RefSeq names its product inositol monophosphatase family protein. NCBI's taxonomy places the organism in Eukaryota, Fungi, Ascomycota, Eurotiomycetes, Eurotiales, Aspergillaceae. Gene Ontology annotation, biological process: signal transduction; inositol metabolic process; phosphatidylinositol phosphate biosynthetic process. The record is from RefSeq and is a predicted model, not a curated record. Gene Ontology annotation, molecular function: inositol monophosphate 1-phosphatase activity. Bases 1 to 1071 code for a protein of 356 amino acids. The transcript has 5 exons.